UCCCCACCCACCACUCUAUCCGCAAUGAUCAUCGAGCCACGCCUCAAGAUCGUAAUGAUCAUCCUCAGUGCUGGGGGGCUGCUCUGGACGGCCACUCGGCACAAGGCAAACUCGCUCUCACAGCAGCCAAUUGCACUCGAUAUCCUCGACCAGGCAGACAUCGAUGAGGGCGACAUCACCAACAGGCCCGAAUACAACUAUUGCCAGGCCCUGCGGCCAACACCCAAGACAUACCCCGCUCCCAAGGUCAAGGGAGCGGUGAUCGUGAACUCGCAGCUGUUUAUUCGCCAUGGCGACCGCACACCCGUCGCAGUGCUUCCUCACGACCUAGACUUGACCUGGGAAUGCGCCAACAUGAGCGCCUACUCCUUCACAGCCGUCAGUGCAGACCAGGCGGAGAAAUCCCCGUUCCAAUACGCCAACGUUGUUGCCCACCAGGUCGUUACCAUCCCCUCAGAAUCGCCCUUUGCGUCAACGCAUAUGUGGAAGGGUAGUUGCAUCCCGGGACAACUCACACCCGUGGGAGCCAUGCAGCAUCGUAAGCUGGGCGCAGCGCUCCGUCGGAUCUAUGUGGACGAGCUUAAACUCUUGCCCGCGACCUUUGAUCCAGAGACGGUGCACAUCCGUAGCACAGACGUUUGGCGCACGAAACAAAGUGCGGAGCACCUUAUGACAGGAUUAUACGGUGUCCGGAGUCACUCCCAGAACGCCGCAUCACCACCCGUCCUGCAGAUUCACACCCUCCCGGUCGAGAUCGACUACCUCACCAUGAACGGCGGCGCCUGUCCGCACCUUUCUCAGCUUCGUUCGCAUGUUGAGAAAUCCUCCGAGGUUUUGAAGCGACUCCGGGAGGAUAAUGUCGAAUUCAACAAGGAACUCGUCAGCAUCCUAGGAGUAGAAAAGACUUGGUCAGGGUAUAUGGAUACUGUCUUGCCCAGGAUCUGCCAUGGUUAUCCUCUGCAGUGUCAGGAUGAUGGACAAGGAUCGAGCAAAUGUAUUACCAGGGUAACUGCCGAGAAAAUCCUGAAGAAUGUUGGUAUCCAGACCGCAGAGGUGUAUCAUGAUGGCAAUGGCGUUUUUGAUGUCCUGAAGCUGGGCAUCGGACCGCUGACGAGCGAGAUCAAGCGAAACUUGUUGGCGGCCAAAGCAAACGGGAAGGUCCGGUUCAGCUUUUAUUCGGGGCAUGAUACGACUAUCUCACCGCUGCUUGGCAUGCUUGAUUCUACAGACCAGAGAUGGCCUCCCUAUGCAUCUAACCUGCUUAUCGAGUUGUGGAAAACUCCUCGUGGGGCGUACUAUGUCCGCGUGCUCUACAAUCGCGCGAUUCUGGAAACGCAAUCAAACUGGUGUGAUCUCGGGUGGUGCCCGCUGGAGAGCUUUGUCGAGUAUCUGGACCAGUUCAUUAUCGAGGAUGUUAGGACCGCGUGCCAAAGGCAGUGAGAUGGGCUUCAAUAAAAAAGGCUUGGUCCUUGGAACCACAUAAAGAAAAAUGAUGCUUCUUCUCUUG
Messenger RNA from Gamsiella multidivaricata, 1507 nucleotides. RefSeq names its product histidine phosphatase superfamily. The record is from RefSeq and is a predicted model, not a curated record. The transcript is spliced from 5 exons. Gene Ontology annotation, molecular function: phosphatase activity. NCBI's taxonomy places the organism in Eukaryota, Fungi, Mortierellomycota, Mortierellomycetes, Mortierellales, Mortierellaceae. Gene Ontology annotation, biological process: dephosphorylation. Bases 25 to 1440 code for a protein of 471 amino acids.